This is a messenger RNA of Saccostrea cuccullata (small rock oyster), 2332 nucleotides long. Its product is annotated as xaa-Pro aminopeptidase 1-like. Gene Ontology annotation, molecular function: metalloaminopeptidase activity. Lineage: Eukaryota; Metazoa; Mollusca; Bivalvia; Ostreida; Ostreidae. The record is from RefSeq and is a predicted model, not a curated record.
UCAUUACUCAGUAGUGCAGCACAUUCCCUGUGUGUAAAAACGCCCUCAGCCUACUCGUAGUCACAGAAAAUCAUUUACUGCCCUACAAAGAAGAGGGAAGAUGCUAUUUUUUAAUCUAGUUAUAUUCGGAUUGAUAUUCUACCAUACAGACGCUGUUCAAAACCUGCAUGUGGAGGAUAUUCAUUAUCGGACAAAGCGUGAUUUGUCGAGAAGCAGAAGAUCAGAAAUUCAGAACUUAUCUCCAGACAGCAGGCCAUCCUGUCCAUCUAGUCAGUCUGUUCCUCCAAACAGAAUAAAUACAACACAGAGAUUAAGGGACCUUAGAACUGAGAUGAAUCGGUUAGGAAUCCAAGCUUAUAUUAUACCAUCAGAAGAUGCACAUCAGAGUGAGUACACUUCUCCAUAUGAUAAAAGAAGACAAUUUAUAUCGGGUCUUUCGGGAUCUGCUGGUUAUGCGAUUGUGACUCAGACACAGGCAGCUCUGUGGACGGACGCACGUUACUUUUUACAGGCAGAAGAUGAGAUGGAUUGUAACUGGAUUCUAAUGAAAUUGGGUGAAACAGGAGUACCUUCUGCCACAGAAUGGCUAGUAUCAGUCCUUGAAGAUUCACCAAAUGCCAAAGUUGGAGCGUAUCCGUUCUUUCUUGGCAGUAAAAAGUGGGAGAGCUACGAAGAAGAACUUUCUAAGGAAAACAUCACAAUGACAAAGACAGAUGAAGACUUAAUUGACAAAAUAUGGACAACUGGACGUCCACAGGAACCUAAUUCUCCCAUAAACGCUCUUCCAUACAAAUUCUCAGGAAAAACCUGGCAGGAUAAGAUUACUGACAUUCACAAAGCUAUGGAGAAAAAAGGAACUGACUCUAUGAUUGUAUCAAGUCUGGAUGAAACAGCAUGGUUACUGAACUUGAGAGCUGAGGACAUUUUAUACAGCCCAUUCUUUCUCUCCUAUAUAAUUGUUGACAGGAAAAAGAACGAAACAACGUUGUAUAUAAAAGAUCAUACCAGGAAACUGACACAGCCUCCAACAGAUCCAGAAACUACUAAAAAACUACAUGAACAUCUUAACACAGGAAGUACAGGUUCUUGUAGUGGACAGAUGGGAUAUUGUGUAAUGGUUUUGGAAUAUGAACCGAAGGAAAUGAUAAAUAAGCUGAGUUCAGUGGUUGCUAACAGCGAGAAAGUCUUGAUUUCACCUUCAUGUAGCUAUGCAAUAUUUUCAGUUGUACCAAAGGAAAAGAGGGUACAGGAAAACACACCCAUAAAAUUACAAAAGGCAGAAAAAAAUGAAGUCGAGAAAAGCGGAAUGAUCAAUUCACACGUACGUGACGCAGCUGCAUUGAUAUCUUUCAUUGCAAAGUUGGAGAAGGAGGUUAAAGCGGGAAGGAAAUGGACAGAAUUGUCAGCGGCUGAAGAUCUGGCCAAAUUUAGAGGGAAGCAACAAUACAAUCGCGGUCUGAGUUUUGAUACCAUCUCCUCGAGUGGAUCCAAUGGUGCAGUGAUCCACUACGCUCCCACAAACCUGACAGAUAAAGAGAUAACAACAACAGAGAUGUACCUACUGGAUUCUGGAGGACAAUAUCUAGAUGGGACAACGGAUGUCACGAGAACAUUUCAUUUUGGAACUCCAACGGAUUAUCAAAAGGAAUGCUACACUCGUGUGUUGAUGGGGUCGGUAGAUCUUGCCAGAGUUAAGAUCCUGAAGAGUAAAAACGGUCCUCACGGUCAGGAACUUGACAUUCUGGCUCGUCGUCCUUUAUGGGAUGUUGGACUUCAUUAUAAACAUGGAACUGGUCAUGGAAUAGGGAUGUUCCUAGGGGUUCAUGAAUACCCUCCAUCGAUAGGAAUGAACGGACGUCCCAUUUCCUCCAAUGAUGCCCCAAUCAAAGAGGGACAGUUCUUUUCUGAUGAACCUGGUUAUUAUGAAGACGGCAGCUUUGGUGUACGAAUAGAGAGCAUACUGAUGGUUAAGGAAGUGGAAUUGAAGUAUAAGUUUUCCGACUCUAAAUUCCUUGGAUUCGAAACUAUCACUUUGGUUCCAUUUGAACCGAACCUCAUCCAAUACGACAUGCUUUCCGGAGAUCAGAUUGAAUGGAUCAAUGCAUUCCACAAAAAAGUUCAGGCAACUAUCGGUCCUCUGUUGAUGAAUAAUGACAGACAAGCUUAUGAUUGGCUAGUGAGAAGAACAAAGGCGAUAACUCGUCAAACUAGCGUUUCUCUAGGUUUAAACAAAUCGCCAUCUCUUUUACUUUUCUUGAUAUCAGCUGCUCUGAUGUUUAUUUUUUAAGUUCUUAUUUUUGAAAAAAAUUGCUCUAUAUAAUUAUUUAAUAUU